AUGACCGGUGUCACCUUGACAUUCCUGUUCAGCAUAUCACUUAGGGUCAUGUCGUCUCCACCGAGGUAUUCUGACCCGGAAGACGAUGAGCGUCUAGACGAGUCGCACCUUCUGCUCAAGACUCCUGCCAAAUACGAUACAGCGACAACAACAACAUCAUCAUCAUCGACUCACUCGUAUCCUCCAACGAGUAGAACCAGGCCAGAAGAUCAUCAACGAUCCUCUGAGUUCGAUGCCCCAGGGGUCAUCUACGUCUACACACCUGCGGGCGGGUCCAAGCGGCGAGUGAUGAGUAUCCUUCCGAGGACCAAAGCUGAAACCAUUGAAAAGGUGCAAAAUGCUUUCCCUCUGCUGGCCGAUGUAAAUCCCAAUAGGAUACAAUUUGAAACGCUCGUCAAUCCUGGCUCGCCAAUCGUUGAACAGAGAUGGGCUAUUGUUCUGGACGAAGCGUGGGCAAAGUUGGUGGAAAGUAAGCCAGAGACGUUGAUUUUGAGUCUUCUGGCGGAGCCUUUGGAUCCAGAAUCCGCAGGGGCAGCCUUGAAGAAAACGAAACGACGGACAACCAUGAUACGUUAUGGAUUCGUGGCGGUUCUAUCGUUCUUCGCCGGUGUAGUCUUCAUGGCUGCCACUCGAGGAGAUGCUGCAUCCACGCCAGACGCCAUAGAGGGGUCAUGA
Molecule: messenger RNA, 675 nt
Organism: Kockovaella imperatae
Lineage: Eukaryota; Fungi; Basidiomycota; Tremellomycetes; Tremellales; Cuniculitremaceae
Exons: 3
Coding region: 1-675 (224 amino acids)
Source: RefSeq, a predicted model, not a curated record